This is a messenger RNA of Amoebophrya sp. A120, 4384 nucleotides long. The record is from the annotation of a GenBank genome assembly. NCBI's taxonomy places the organism in Eukaryota, Dinophyceae, Syndiniales, Amoebophryaceae.
GAACUGGCUCGUGGUCGAAUGAAUCGGUUUACUACGUACGAUGCUUGUAGUUUCCGGACCACAUCUACUUACCAUGACCGUCCUUCUAGAACUGCGUGCGUGAAGAUUUUCUCCUCUACAGCUACAACUCCUCCUGUCGUAAGCCUGCUGUCGUAAGUAAGUACUACACUCGGGCGGGGGCGGCAAAAAGAAGUAGACCGUUAGAAGUCGUGCGACCGUCCUCAAUUAUAGUAGAGUCUGGUCCGUCAGAAAAGCGAGAAAGUUCUAGUACAGCAGCUCUACGUCAAGUGAAUACUUUCUGAGCAGCACCACUUGACGAGCACGUAGUUUUGAAUUCACACCCUUGAACUAAUGAAUUCUCACAGUGUCACAGUUGUGAUUUUAUAAUUCCCCCCUCAGUAAACUACUACUACUCGACAUCAACCUUCUUUUGACAUCAUCAACAAUUUUGAAAACCAAAAUCCUUGUCAACAGCACACAACCGCGAUUUUUUUUCCCGAUUUAAAACUUACUAGUAUUCAGUGUAUAAUCAUACAAAAAGCAAACACAACGCUAUGACGACCAUCGACAGGCAAGCGUUCAUCACCAGCGACAGGCAGGGUAUGGAAGCGUCAGAAUCGAAAUCGACAAAAUCGAAAAAUUUGUAAUGCAUAAAGUGGAGGGCACGUAUGGCCUGCGUUGGGGAGCAGGCAAAUGAGACCGAUUGCAAGCCUGUUUAGGGGAAGGCAAUGUGCUGCCAGAGUAGCAUGACAGGAGCAGUCCUCUUUGCCCAAACAGCAUGACAAACUGGAUUUUGGUGCAGCUCCCAGAAUUUGUCAUGCGCCAGUUGGAAACCGAAACUGAGGCUCCAACUGGUACUAUCCAUUUUAUGCAUCGCAAAUCCUUUCGAUUUUGUUGAUUUCGGUCCUGACGCUUCCAUACAGGGUGGCCUGCUGGAGUGGUAUGAGGUCGAAACCAAGGCUAUCAAAUGCAAAUAUGUCGGGGUCUGGAAGGUUGGAAGACUUGUCAUGCAGGUUUUCCAUGACGCGUGAAGUCUGUCAUACAUGACCCAGCAUGCCAGAUUCUCCCCGACCUCUAUCAUGCCUCGCCUGCAUGAGAAACUCCCUCUCAGCUUGGUCAAAAGUGGACAGCUUUUGAUGGUAAGUAAUCACGCAACACAGAUUUUUGCACCAUCCAGAAGUAGCAUGACAAGUUUGCAUCCUUUCAAGUUCAGACAUAUUUGCAAUGCAUAAAGGCGAUGGGAACGGGGACCUACGGGUCCGUCGUGAAGGCCGUCGAAAAGAUAUCAAGCAAAAAAGUGUUGACGUUAACGGUUUUGAGGCAUUGCAGUCAUGCAUGACAAAUUUUUGCUAUCGUGCAUGCUAUGCAAUACAAAUUUGGGCUUCGUUUCUCGUGCAUUCCUGCAUCACAAAUUCCGUUAACGUUAGCAUUUUUUCCUGUGAUAAAAGAAGACCAAGACCGUGCGAGCCUGCAAGGCCAUGGCCAGUAUUGAUUUGUUUUGAUCAUGCAUAAUCGAACGCCGCUAAUGCCGCAUUACAUUUCGUUAUUGAGCUGCAGGUAGUUCUUUCUGAUGUCGUGUUGAUAUGCAGUUAGUAAGUGGAGUUGGACAAAAAUCACAAACAAUGACCAUGACUACAACUUCUACUCAAAAAUAUGGUUAUCAAAUGAAUCUCGCUUAUCAGGAAAAAACAUCAAGAACGAGAAGCGAUUCCGGGAAGAAAUCGACCUGAUGAAACGACUCGACCACCCCAACAUCAUCCGAUUGUUCGAUAUCAAAUGCAAAUAUCCCUGGAUGUCGGGAAACUUGUGAUGCAAGGAAGGGAAUAGUGAAAACACUGUAACGCGCUGCCCAGCAUGACAAGUUUUGCAGUGGUUCUGAGUUGCGUACCCCGCAUGAGAAACGGCGUUUUUGCAUGACAGGCAAGCGGAGCAGCUUUUCCGACGGCCCUACGCAAUACAGAGUUCAGAGUCAUGCCAGACUAGCAUGACAAAUCUCGCAAUCUCCCAGACAUCCAGGGAUAUUUGCAGUUGAUAUUUGAGACGUUCGAGGAUCACAAAAACAUCUACCUCAUCCUCGAACUGUGCACCGGUGGGGAGCUGUUCGACGCGAUUGUCUCUGCGGGGUUUUUGAUGGAAAAGGACGGCGCCGUUUUGAUCAAGCAGAUGCUGGCCGCGAUUUACUACCUCCACGAAAACAAGAUCAUGCACCGCGACUUGAAGCCGGAGAACUUUCUGUUUUACAACAAGGAAAUAUGAGAUUGCACAACUCCCCCUCCCCCUCAUUUGUAAUGCAAAUGACCAAAUCCCAGCGCCAGCUUGUGGCACUGUUUGCAUGACAGAUUCCGGAAGGAGCCCAAACAGUACUACACUAGAACUGCGUGAACUUGUCAUGCGCAGGCCAUGCGUCUGCUGGUUGUUGUAAUGCUGUUCAUGCCAUACAAAUGAGGGAGAAGGGGAGUUGUGCACUCUCAUAGGAAAAGGGCGCGCCGUUGAAGGUGAUUGACUUCGGGUUGGGGGCCAAGUUUGAAAAGGGCGACCGCAUGACCACCAAGGCUGGUAUAGAUACAAGUAGAUGGAUCGAUUUUAAAUGAUGUGUUUGAAGACCAUGCAAAAUAAUCGUCAAGAUCAAGGAAUGCAACGAUGUUUUAGGAGUUUGCAAUGCAGCUUGUCGCAGUCCAAAUAAACCAAGUAAACUCAAACUGUCUAUUGUGCACCAUUCUUCUUGCGUGGCAACAAGACUUCAAACGAUCUAAUAUCCCAAACAAACACAAUCACAACGAUCAAUCAACAAUUCCAGGCACACCGUACUACGUGGCUCCGCAGGUGUUGAAGGGUGAUUACAACGAAAAGUGCGACAUCUGGUCGAUCGGUGUCAUCAUGUUCAUUCUCCUUUCCGGGUACCCGCCGUUUUACGGGGAGAAGGACUCCGAAAUUCUCCAGAAGGUCCGCAAGGGCAAAUUUUCCUUUCCAACGGAAGCGGAAGACGGCGUGGAAUUUUCCGGGGGUGCCAAGGACCUCAUCACGAAAAUGUUGACCUACGCCGAGGAUGACAGGGUAUUUGUUAUUCAACAGUUUGUGAUGCGGAGUUCGGAUUAAUUUUGAUAUAUCAAUCUGAUUUAGGUAUAGGUUUGUAUUGCAAUUUCUUGCCACGGUCGAUGACAAGCAAGUUCUGUGAUGCAAAAAAACGAAAACCACCAGAUGUCCGCCCAAGCCGCUUUGGAGCACAAGUGGUUCACGGAUGUCGGCACAACAGCCCAGACCGAGGGCAAAGUGUCCAACAAGGCCAUGGUGAACCUGAAAUCGUGGCACGGCACCCAGCGAAUCAAGAAGAUCGCGCUCACCGCCAUCGCAACCUCCCUCACCGAGGCGGAAAUCGGAAAUUUGAAGGAGACCUUCCAGACCCUGGACAAGAACGGGGACGGCACGUUAACCCUGGAAGAGGUGAAGAACGGGUGCAAAAAGCAGAACGUGCCGCUCCCCGCCAACUUCGAGGAGAUCUUUGCCUCCAUCGACAGUGACGGAAGUGGCAAGAUCGACUACACCGAGUUUAUCGCCGCCACCAUGGAAACCAACUUGCACCACCGGGAGGACUUGCUCUGGUCCGCGUUCCGGGUCUUCGACAUCGAUGGCGACGGUAAGAUCACGUUGGACGAGUUGGCGCGAUAUGCAUUGCAAAUGUGUCUGGGUCUGGAAACCUGUAAUGCUGCGUUGUGUAUAGUGAAUGCUCUGUUAUGCACAGCCAAGCAAGAGAAGUAUUGCCGCGGCCUAGUGUUGCGCUUUCCGCAUGACAAACUGCGUUUUUGCACGACAAGCAGAAGUGUCUCGUUUUGGACACGCAUCACAAACUCUUCAAUCAUGCCAGACAAGCAUGACAAACUCUGCAUCCUUCCAGACCCGGACAUAUUUGCAAUGCAUACGCGAGUGGUCAAGGGUGACGGCGGCCUGCAGGAGAACUUGCCCAAGAAGGAGCUCGACAAGAUUGCGGACCUGAUGAAGGAGUACGACACCAACAAGGACGGCUGCAUCGACUUUGACGAGUUCAGGGAAAUGAUGCGCGACCAGAUAUGCUGAGUAAAAACGUACCCAUAUCCCCAAAGUUGUCAUGCAAAUCUGCAUGCUGAAAAUGUUUCUCAUGCAGAGAUCAUAAGAAGCAUUUUGUACAGUAGUGUUUUGGAGUUCUUUGUGAUGCUCGAAUCAGCAUGAUGCGCUAGAUCUGUGAUGCUGCUGAACUAUAGCUGAACAGGAUUACACUAUGCCGCAAAUUUAUUGUGAUGCGAAACAGCCGAAGCUGGCUGAUUUGUCUAGCAGAUUUCCCGUCUUGUUGACUCUUUUGUGGGGACGUUUAUUUUGUUCGGGAUACCAGACCGUGAACCCGACGGCGUAA